Athalia rosae (coleseed sawfly) is the source of this 4996-nucleotide messenger RNA. It is a transcript of the gene SMC6, whose product is annotated as structural maintenance of chromosomes protein 6. Gene Ontology annotation, molecular function: damaged DNA binding; single-stranded DNA binding. Lineage: Eukaryota; Metazoa; Arthropoda; Insecta; Hymenoptera; Athaliidae. The record is from RefSeq and is a predicted model, not a curated record. Gene Ontology annotation, cellular component: nucleus; Smc5-Smc6 complex; site of double-strand break. Gene Ontology annotation, biological process: double-strand break repair via homologous recombination. The transcript is spliced from 20 exons. Bases 232 to 3450 code for a protein of 1072 amino acids.
UUGUUACGUGUGUUUAGGCGUGGUCAGAAGGGUAAAUGAAAUUUUGCGCGUCAAUCUUUUUACAAGUAUUUAUUGUCAAGAAUUUGUAGCGUACAAUCACAUUAAUCAGUUAUGGAGAAUAGUUCUUCUAUUGUUCCACAACAAUCCUACAAACAAUUACAAAUAAAUUUGUCGGUAUAUCAUCAAAGAUCUUAGUUCCCUUCAGAUCUCAUUAACCUUCUUCCAUAUGAAAUGGCUAAUGAAACGAGGAGAAAAAGAAAAACUGCUGAUCCUAACGAUCAAAAUGCGAAGCGCACCAAAAGCUCUUCUGAUACUCAGAAUUCAGAGCCAGAUUCAGAAACUGCAGGGAAGGUGAAGCGAAUAUUUGUCAGAAAUUUCAUGUGCCAUGAUGCUUUGGAAAUUAUAUUAAACCAAAAUGUAAACUUCAUUGUUGGCCGCAAUGGAAGUGGUAAAAGUGCUAUUCUAACUGCAUUAGUUGUCGGGCUUGGAGCCAAAGCUACUGUUACUAGCCGAGGGACAUCCGUCAAAGCAUUCAUCAAGAAAGGAAAGUCGUCAGCAUCUGUAGAAAUCUCACUUGUCAAUGAAGGAGCACUUGCAUAUAAGCCAAAUGUCUAUGGGGACACAAUCACAGUUGUACGAACUAUAGGAUCCAGCUCCGGAUAUAAAUUGAAAAAUGCAGAUGGUGAAGUAGUUUCUACCAAGAAGGAUGAAUUAGAACGUAUUGUAUUAGAGAUGAACAUACAAGUUGAAAAUCCGAUUUCCAUCCUUAAUCAAGAUGUCUCAAGGACAUUUCUUGUUGCUUCUUCACCCAAAGACAAAUAUGGUCUCUUUAUGAAAGCUACUCAUCUAGAUAAAAUUGGUCAGAACUAUAAAGUGGCUCAGAAAUUGAGUGAACAGGCUAGACAACGACUGAAAGAGAGUAAACAGCGCUUAAGCGAAGCAAAAAAAGAAAUUGAUGACUUGCAAAAGAAUGUAGAUAUGUUAGAAUCUAUUGAAGGUAUUCGUGUAAAACAUAAUGCCAUGCAAAACGAACUGCGCUGGUCAAAAGCAAUUGCGGAAGAACGUAAGCUAGCCAAAUCACAAGCAAGCUUCGAAGAGUACCAGAACAAGGUGUUAAACUACGAAGAAGAAAUAAAAUCAAAAGACAUGAAGGAAAAGUUGAUAAGGACCAAAAUUGCGGAACUCAAAGAACAAGUAAAACAAAUUGAAGCUGAGGCUGUGGGUGGUACAGAAGCAUACAGUUCCGCAAGAAAAAAUUUAUCUGGAAAAAAAGAUGCAUACUCUGCAAAGGCUAGGGAGUUGAAAACCUUACAAAGUAAAAUAAAACGAAUAGAACAGGACAUUGCUAGUCUGCGUGGAGAAAUUCAAAGAUUAGAAGCCGACAGCAAUCAAGUUGAAAGUGAGAAACGUGCAGUCAAAGAAAAACUCGACAAGCUCGCAGAACAGUCCGCUGAAGUUGAUGCGAUGCUGCUGACAAAGAAGACGGAUCAAAUGCAUUUCGAUGGAAAUAAAAAUUACUUAAUCCAGGAAGAACAAAUUACCAGAGCAGAUCUUGAUAAAAUUGACAUUAAAAUCAGAAAUAAGAAGAGGCAGUUGAACGCUCUAAACCAAGAGUUUGGAGGUGCUGUGACAAUUUUCGGGCCCAAUAUGCCUCGCCUAUUACAGCGUAUUAAAGAAGAGCAUGACAGAGGGAAAUUUAAACAAAUGCCGCGUGGCCCAUUAGGACUUCAUAUAAAAAUGAUAGAUCGUGACUGGGCAGCUGCGGUUGAAAGUUUUCUUGGUGCCAACAUUUUGCAGUCGUUUUGUGUGGAUAAUAGUCAAGAUGCAAAAGCCUUGACUAAAAUAAUGAAAGAAGUAUUUCGAGGCGAGAACAUUCCCCAAAUUAUAUCCAGCAAAUUUUACUACAAGAUUCAUGACGUAAGCCGUAAUUGUACCCGUGCACCUGGAUAUCAAAAUUUAUUGGAGGCGAUGGAAAUCUCUGAUCCAGUAGUCGCUAAUUGUUUAAUUGAUCAACGAGAAGUUGAGUGUGUACUACUGAUACCCACAAGUAAAGAAGCAUCUGAAAUGCUAUCCGAUGUUCAUAGAGUGCCAAAAAAUUGUCACAGAGCUCUGACGCAACAGGGUGACACAUUUUUUCCUGAUCCAAACUACAGAAGUUAUGGUGGAAGACAAGGCUUGAGGGCAAGAUACUUACAAGUAUCAACAACAGAAGCAAUUAAGGUGCUAGAAGAAGAACUAGCUAUUCUGGAACAGGAGCAAAAAGUUGUUCUCAACCAGCACAAAACUGCUCAAGAAGGCUUACAGCAGGCUAAAAUUGACCUUAACAAAGCCAACGAAUAUGUCGCAAGGCUUAGGGCAAGCCAAACUAAAAUCAAAGCCGCCAUGAACGAGCUACGUGACAAGUGUACAAUUGAUGAUUCUAAUUCCGUAGCUGUUUUUACCAGCGAAAUGAAUGAAUUACUGAAAAAAGUUGAAACUGAUGCAGUGGAAGAAGAACGUUUGAAAGAAGAACUUAAAGAGCUCCAAAAUGAACUCGAAACGUCUGAGGUAGAGGUCAGGCGCUGCCGAGAUCUUGUACACUGUCUUGACGUAAAACUUGAACCGAUCAAAAAACUGAUGAUGGAUCAUGAUAUGGAAUUGCAAACGCUUCGUUUACAAUCUCAGCAUAGUGAACGUUAUUUGAUAGAAACUCAACAAGAUUUACAGAAAGCUACCGCAGAUCUCGAAAUACAACAACGGGUCACUGAUAAAGCCGUUGCUGAUGCAGCUGGAGUGUGUCCUCGAAUAAAUACACCAAGAAACCCAAAUGAAAUUAAUCAUAAUAUACAAGACUUGAAAGCUAAUAUUGAUUCGGUUGAAGAACAUUUUGGAUCCAAAGAGGAAAUAGCUGCAAAAUUGGACAGCAAACUAAAAACAUACAACAAAAUUAUGGAAUUUGCUACUGCGAUUGAGAUUAGCAACGAUGAACAAUUAAGACGAUUGGAAAAAAGAAGACAUCUUUAUCAAAAGAUGAAAAAACAUAUUUCCAACAAAGUGCAACAUUCUUUCCAAAGUGUACUGGCAUUGAGGAAAUACCAGGGUACAGUGAAGAUCGAUCAUGAAAAUCGAUUACUGAACCUGGAAGUUAAUCCCGUGGGUAGCGCAAAGAGAACAACCAAUGACGCCAGAUCUUUAUCUGGAGGUGAAAGAUCAUAUUCCACUGUAGCAUUCAUUUUGGCAUUAUGGGACUGCAUAGAACUUCCGUUUUAUUUCCUUGAUGAAUUUGAUGUAUUCAUGGACAAAGUGAAUCGACGCGUCAUUAUGGACAUUCUCCUUGACCACGCUAAAAGUCACCCAAGAAAUCAGUUUACUUUCCUGACUCCUUUAGACACUUCAAACAUUUCAGCCGAUGAUUAUGUAUCCAUACACCAAUUAGCAGCUCCAGAAAGGGCUGGAGAUGGUGCGAAGUAACGAUAAAAAAAAAAAAACGAAAGCAAUCUUCAUACCAGUGUAAGUAGCAACGUAAAAGCUUGACAUGUCUCAAGUACUUCCUAAAGUAUUGAAGUUUUAGAGCCUUUAUAGAAUAUGAUUGAAUUUUUUCAAAGUCGUUUUAAACGAGUCUUUGAAUCAUAUUUUAAGGUUUGAUAAACAGCUUUCCGUGCAUACUUUAAUGCAAUAAGAGGUUAUUGAAUUUACUAAAUGAUUCUAUUUUUAUUAAAUAUAAUAAUAUAUUCUCGACUAAGCGUUUCUGUAGUUUGUAUGCAGAGUUAUUUUUCUAGCGUUUCGCAAUAUAAGGUUCUUCUCUUUAAGACUAAGAUCUAGUACUAAGCAAGUAAAUAAUAUAAACGUAAAAAACGUUUAACACAACCAAAGAAAGUAUAGGUACGUGUCAUGGGAAAUCCCCAAAAAUUGAAAAUCUGGAUAAUUGAAAUUCUGUUACAAUACCAUUACUCAUUGUCUGCUAAUUGCAAACAAAUAGAAUUGCAAACAAAUCUCGAAAUAGUUAUUUUCUAUCAGACUUAGAUGGAGUGUUGAUUCGAUAUUGAGACACCAACUGAACGUAUCUUUCAAUAAUAGUUCUUCGUUAUUGCGUAUUAAGCUUUUGUAAACCAAGGUAAUUAUCAUGAAUUCUUAUCGGUGACUCGAUUAAUAAUUCAGGUAGUUCUUUUUUCAGGGAUUUCAUACGAAAUAGGUCUUUCAAUAAGCAAUUCAUACAUAUAUUGUUUGUUUAUUUAGGUGACUAAGUUCUUUUAUUGCUAUAUUUUGAAAGUGAUACUGUUGUUUGGUUGUCUUCAGAGAUUGCGUCUAUCAAUCUCUCAUAGUUCGAUUCAAAACUAUUGCAACACGGUAUUAAAAUUUGCUCGUUACCAGUCACACCAUAUUUUUUUCAUGGAUUAAGAAACUUAUUUUUUUUGGCCAAAAAAAAAUAAUAACAAAACGUUCAAAAAACCUCUUUGAUAGGGGUGAGAUUUCCGGAUACGAAUACUCCCUGAUUUUAUUUAUUUUAACACUUUUACGUACCUACUCCUUUUACAUUUACUUUUGUUUUUUGUUCUUUUUUAGUAUAAGUUUUUGCGAGAUUUGCUUUUCUUUUUUUCCUUCUUUAUUGAGUUAUGUUUUGAAAUUUUUCAACUCUAAAUAAAGCAGCGAUGAGGUGAAAAAAUGGAAAUUCGUGUGACCAUUGUAUAAGGAUAAAAGGCCAUUUUGACAAUCGCGGUUGAGAAAUAAUUAUUUUGUGUACCUGAUAUGUGAUCUCCUUCAAGCCUUCUAUAUUUCUAUAUUGUUCUUAAAGUCUUCCGAACAGAAUAAAAUGUUAUAAAUUUUCUUAGAAUCCCCUCUGUACAGCAGUCUUCAAUAUAAUUGACCGCUUACUUGUAACUGUAAUACUUACACCUUUUCUACGUUGACUAAAAAGCAAAAGGAGACGAGCUAUGUGUUUCAAAAAAGUUGACUGUAAAUCUGGAGGAAACAAUAAUUCACUGCAUAGGCACUAAAAUAUAUCGUUUAUUGACAUGAA